AAUAAACAAACCGAAAGCGUUUGUUUAAUGUUUCAUAACACGGAUGUUUUUUCUAGUUUGUGUAUUACAUAUAUUUUUGCGAAUUAGUCCUAUUUCACCCCAGACCACAAUAAGAUGGUGUUCAACGUCACCUGAAGAAGAAAUCAAAUGUAAUCGUCUUAGUUCAGUGAUUCAAACUACUCCUACUAUUUCAAACAACUAUAAUUUAACAUGUAUACUUGGUUCAGAUGAAUUUAAUUGUAUGAAAUUAAUCAAUGAAAAGAAAGCUGACUUAAUGAAUUUGGAUGUUGGUCUAGCAUACUAUGGUAGCUCUUUGUACAGUUUACGUCCUAUUGCUGUGGAAAAUUACGCAAUAAGCAAUGCACUGAAUGCAAGAAACUUGUAUUAUUAUGCAGUUAUGAUUAAGCCAAUCAAUAUAUAUGUAGAUCCUACAAAUCUAAGAGGCAAAGAAAUUUGUUCAGCCGGUGCUGGAACAGCAGAAGGAUGGGUAAUGCCUGUUGGUACACUAAUAUCAGACCUUAGAGCAAUUCCGGUUACACAGUGUAAUAGUGUUGUACAAAAUUUAAUUCGUUAUCUUGGUGAUUCUUGCAUACCGAAUUCAUUGUCUGAGAUAUUUAAUCCAUUCGGAGAUAAUACUCAAGAAGUUUGUCGGUUGUGUUACAAUACAGGACUAUCUGAGUGGUGUGCAUCUUUAGAUAGAUAUGCAGGAAAUCAAGGUGCAUUGAGAUGCUUGAGAGAAUAUACUGAGAAUUUCGAAUCAAAAUAUAAACCGGCUGUUGCUUUUUUAAGAGAUCGUGAAAUUGAGUUAGCCGCUGGUGAUGGAUUCCCAAUAGAAAAUUAUGAAUUAUUAUGUCCAUCAAAAAGGCCUGAUGGAAGUUGGACGGCCAAUAUCACUUCGUCAGCCAGUUGUAAUUGGGGCAAAAUUCCAUCUCGUAUGAUUAUGACUAGUUUAAUUCAAACUGAUGUAACUGUAUACACAGAUUUUCUUGAGUUAUUAGUUCAACAUUUUGGUCCAAACGGAACAAGUGUUUCAAAGUUCAAUUUAUUCGCGUCAACUGGUUAUACAACUAUGAAUAGAGUUAAUGUUACACAUCAUUUAAUGUUUUCUGAUUUUACUAAAAAUAUUUAUAUUCCUCCUGUAACAGAAACUGAAACUUACUACAGAUGGAUAGAUCCUUCAUUUAAAAAAGCUUUAAAAAAAUUAGAAUCUUGUCCACUUCCAUCACUUGGUUGGUGUGUUAUCGAUGAAUUUGAAAUGAUCAAAUGUCAACGUAUGUCUAGUGCAUUCUCAGCAAAACGUAUUCAACCGGAAAUGUAUUGUUUACAAGCUAAUUCUACCAUCGAUUGUAUGAAAUUGAUUAAAGAUGGUUAUGCUGAUAUGGUAACACUGGAAGCUGGUGAUUUAUAUAUAGCUGGAAAAUAUUUCGAUUUAGUACCGAUUGUUGCAGAACUAGUAAUUGAAUUUACAAAAUUUGUUUCAAAUGGUAGUGCAAAUGAUAGCGGCUACUACCAAUCUGGGCUAUAUGGUGUUUUUCAUUUUGCUAUGGACAAUGUUUUCCUAUCGUUGGCUGGAAAUCACUCACUAAUGGAAAAUGGAGGGUUCCCAGUUAUGGUUCAAAACCCACAUUUUGCUUCUUGGACACAACUUUCUGCACAAACAGCUGGAAAUGCAGCUGCUGCAGCGGCCGCUGCUGCUGCUGCGGCAGUACAUCCAGGAGCAGGAUCAUUCCAAUUUCCUAAUGCCAAUUCACUCCAACAUUUACAGUCACCUGAUUCAUCAUCAUCAUCAACUACCUCUCGUAGUGUCAAUUUAGAAAAUUCUAUUUCAGUCACUGGAACAACUAAUAAUUUUUCACUUGGUUUACAAUCAUCAACACCUUUAACUUUGCAACAUUCAAUACCAUCACAAACACAUGCACAGUCACAACAACAACAACAUCAACAUCAAGUACAAUUGCAACAGCAACAACAACAUCAGUUACAACUUCAACAGCAGAUUCAAUUACAACAACAACAACAACAAUUUCGACAGCAGCAACAACAACAACAACUCCAACAACAUUCAUUACAACAACAAGUUAGACUUUCAAGUCCAUCUCAACAACACCAACAACAGUUGCAUCAACAUUUACAACAACAACGACAAACUGUUGUUGUCCCGCAAUCGCAACAAAUGAAUCAAAUAUCCGGUAUUGGUCUUCAAACUACCAGUAGUACUAGCACAUCUCAAUCAUCAUUACCAGUCAUUCCGAAUAGUGGUGUUAGUUUUAGUAUGCAAAUGUCACCGACCAUACAAGCAACUCCAACAAUUCAUAACCAGUUAACUCCUCAAACAUCUAUGCUUAGCGUAAGUAGUUUCCCAUCAUUUACCACUGCUACUGCUCCUGCUCCAGUAAAACAAAAAAGAAAAUCUAAAAACACUAGUAAGAAAUCUCAAGCUGAAGUUAUCUCCAACACCAGUACCAGUACCAGUAUUUCAACAUGUGGUGUAGUGAAUACAUUAUGCUCCAGUUCUACAGUAUCAUCAUGUGGUUUAAUUCAAAUGAAUGGUAAUUUAUCAUCAUCAAUGACAUCAGCUGAUCAAACUAAUUCUUCUAUAUCAUCUAAUCCAAUCACUUGUAUUAGUGAAACGCGUAAUUCACCAUUACCAACUAUACUUUCUCCAUUACCAACAUUACCAGAAGAGAUAUUAUUAAAAAUUGAUCCUUCACUGGGUGAUCCACCACCACCACCACAUGCAGAUGUAACGAUUACAAAACCUUAUCAAUGUGAUAUAUGCCUUAAAAGAUAUUCCGGUAUGAAAUCAUUAAAAAAUCAUAAAUUAACUCAUUCCGAUAUUCGACCACAUAAAUGUUCUAUAUGUGGUAAAGCAUUUCUUCGAGCAGAUAAAAUGCGUCUUCAUGAAAUUUCUCAUUUGAAUGUAAAACCAUUUGAAUGUGCUACUUGUAAACAACGUUUUACACGUUCGGAUAAAUUAAAAAUUCAUCAUCGUACUCACACGGGAGUUCGUCCAUAUGCAUGUACUUUUUGUCCUAAACGCUUUACACGAUCUGAUAAAUUGAAAAUUCAUGAACGUAUACAUACAAAAGUUAAACCAUAUGAAUGCUCACAUUGUGGAAAGUGUUUUGCUCGUUCGGAUAAAAGAAGACUACAUGAGAAAACUCAUAUGUUUGGACCGAAACCUCGUGCUACCGGUGGAAAAAAAUCGAAGACUACAAGUGCAGCAGCGGCGGCUGCAGCCGCGGCCGCAGCUGUUGUUGCUGCUGCAUCAGCGGCGUCAUUUUUAACUGUUAACUCUAUUGGAAAGAAUCUUGGUCUCCCGCUAACUGUUACCACUCCUUCAAUCAAUGCCAAUAAUCCAUCAUGUACUGUGUUUGAUUUCUCUUCACUUACAAAUGUUUGUACAACUAGUCAAAGUAAUGUUUGUUUUCCAUCUUAUCACACUGUUAGCUCAGCUCCAUCUAAUGUGAAUGAGAAUGCUGCUGAUACUCAACAGACCCCGGCUCCUUUGUCUACAAUUUCUUUUCCUUUGCCAACUUGUCAACAAUUGCAUUUACCAACACAACAUCACUCUACUCUAGCUUCACUUGCAGGUAUUGCUCAAUAUCAUCCAGCUUUAUUUUCCGCUCAUCCACGUCAAUUUCCCAAUGCUGCAUCAGUAGCUAAUCCUGUUUCUUUUUAUCCUACAAAUCAAACUAAUUCUAUGGGAUUUACAACUGCUAACUCAGGAUCUUAUCCCCAUGCACAGGUAAUGCCGUUUCUAGUCAAUCCUAAUGGUGGCACAGGUGCAUCGUCUUCAAUUUCAUUUUUGGGAUCUAAUUCUGUUUCGGACAACAAUAAUAACUGUUCAGUUGCUAACACCUCUAGUAUUUAUCAAAGCCCUUCUCAGAAAAUGGGAGCAGUUGUAACUUCAUUUCCGGUUAGUACUCCUGGAGUGGUGGUAACACAGCGACCAGAAAUAUCUGCAGUUUCUUCUGAUGCUGUCUCUGUGAACCCAACAUCCACUACAGUAUCGAAUACAAAUAUUGCUGCUGUGAUGGCUGCUGCAGCACUAGGUCGUCAAUUCCAUCAAAAUCAACAAUAUCAUCCACAGAUAGUAGCUUAUUCGGGUUCUCAACAAAUCCCCCAUGUUUCUGCUUUCAUUCAUCAACAACAGCGCCAACAACCUCAGGAGAAUCAACAAUCACGAGAAACUGGGCAGCAACAACAACAACAACAAAGUCAGCAGCCUACACAUUUUGUUCACCAUCAAGCACAAUCUAAACAAGUUCAGUCACAGCAGCAUCCACCUCAACAACAACAAGCUCAACAGCAGCAGCAGCAACAACAACCACAACAGCCUAGACCUCAAUUUCAAUUUUACCAACCUCAGUUUGCUCAUCAAUUUCAGCAAUCAACUGCUCAAUUGCAACAAGAUCAUCAACAUCAAAUGCUGCAACAUCAACAACAAGUUAUACAAUUACAUCAGCAACUUCAGCAGCAACAACAACAAGCUCAACAGCAACAACAACAAACUCAACAACAACACCAACACCAACAGCUUAUGCAACAACAUUCCGCCGCUAUGCUUCAACAACAGGGUCUUAUUUCACCUGCACAUUCUGGUACAUCAGUCGCUGCAUUUAGUUUAUUUCCUCAAGCUGCUGCACAAUUUAUACCUGGUGUAGUGCCAGCUCAGUAUGCUGCUGCUGCGGCUGCAGCAGCUCAUUCAACACAUCAACAAUAUAUGCAAGUACAACAACAACAACAACAACAGUAUUUAGCUGCGGCGGCUGCUGCAGCAGCUGCCUCUUCUGCACCUAUGCAUUCAUUGACGUUGACAACAUCGCAUCAACCAAAUUGUAGUAGUAGUAGUAAUAGUAGUAGUACAAUAGCAACAAUUGCACCUACAACUAGUAGUUCUAUUGUUACUUAACCUUUAACCUUUUUUUGACAGCUUGUACUUGAAUGAAUCGUCGAUCUUUUAUCGAUUAUGUAUGUAUUACCAAACUGGUUGUCUUUUGUGAAUUGUGAAUGUGUGCAUUUAACUAUUAUUUUUUUUCUUGUCUUUGCAUUAUGUGUUAUAUACAUGAUAAUUUGGGCCUAUUCUCUUUUUUUUGUUUUUAUAAAUACAACGUAGUAAAAACGAUCAUUGAGAUUUUUUCCUGUACAUAUAUACAUUAUUAUAUUGACAUGGUUGUUUACACAAAUUAGACAAUCAGCUGU
Schistosoma turkestanicum is the source of this 5205-nucleotide messenger RNA. NCBI's taxonomy places the organism in Eukaryota, Metazoa, Platyhelminthes, Trematoda, Strigeidida, Schistosomatidae. The record is from the annotation of a GenBank genome assembly.